Molecule: messenger RNA, 559 nt
Organism: Anthonomus grandis grandis
Lineage: Eukaryota; Metazoa; Arthropoda; Insecta; Coleoptera; Curculionidae
Gene: Roc1a
Product: RING-box protein 1A
Exons: 4
Coding region: 132-473 (113 amino acids)
Biological process (GO): protein ubiquitination; ubiquitin-dependent protein catabolic process
Cellular component (GO): nucleus; cullin-RING ubiquitin ligase complex
Molecular function (GO): ubiquitin protein ligase activity; cullin family protein binding; zinc ion binding
Source: RefSeq, a predicted model, not a curated record
UUUUGUCAUAAUUUUCUUUUGAAAUGUCAAGAAAAGAUCAAAAUUUGUUGUCAUUGUUAGAACACAAAAGGUGCAUUUAAAGACCAAAAAAAGCUAAAAAACAAUUUUUUCUUUUAUUGUAAUAGAACGCAAUGGCAUCCGCAAUGGACGUUGAUAUGGACGAAGUCGAAAUGCCGACUUCAAGCAGCUCGAAAGGUGAAAAAAAGCGGUUUGAGGUUAAGAAGUGGAAUGCAGUUGCUCUAUGGGCUUGGGAUAUUGUCGUAGACAACUGCGCCAUUUGUCGCAAUCACAUUAUGGAUCUCUGUAUUGAAUGCCAAGCAAAUCAGGCUUCAGCAACUAGCGAGGAAUGCACUGUAGCUUGGGGAGUGUGUAACCAUGCUUUCCAUUUUCAUUGUAUCUCCAGAUGGUUGAAGACAAGGCAAGUUUGUCCUCUAGAUAACAGGGAAUGGGAGUUUCAAAAAUAUGGACACUAGCCUGGUAGUUCAAUUGUGUUUAUUUCCUAUUUAUAUAUUUGAGAUGUAAAUUUAUGUGUUCUUUAAUGAUUACACUGUUAAAAAUC